Pecten maximus is the source of this 1990-nucleotide messenger RNA. RefSeq lists its product as uncharacterized. The record is from RefSeq and is a predicted model, not a curated record. Gene Ontology annotation, biological process: ribosomal large subunit biogenesis. Bases 63 to 1232 code for a protein of 389 amino acids. The transcript is spliced from 8 exons. Gene Ontology annotation, cellular component: nucleolus. Lineage: Eukaryota; Metazoa; Mollusca; Bivalvia; Pectinida; Pectinidae.
AAAGUCGGCCAAAAAGCACGUGUGAAGCGGAAAGUUUGUAAAUACAACACAACAACAACAAUAUGGGCAAACCAACAAAGCAGCAUCGAAAACGGAAAUUCAACUAUGAUCAGAACAGAAGGAAACAAUGGCUGAAAUCAAAAAAGAUGCCAACGAUUGAAUGUAAACAAAUAAAAAAUGCCUGGGACUCGACAAGAUCAGUAAAGGAGAACAUGCAGCAAAUGGGGCUUGCAACUGAUCCAAACAAAACUCUAAAAGUCCCUAAAACUAAGGACUCCUUUGUUACCAGUAUUCCAGGGACCUCCAAAAAGGCAGAGAAGGAAGAAAGAAUCACACCCGUCAAACAGCAUGUGGCUUUGGAGUUGGAGGCAGAGGCUAAUAUUCCCCAGAGGAGACGACUGAGGUUAUCAGAACCAGAGACUCGCUACUGUAUCUACAUGAUGGAGAAAUAUGGCGAGAAUUAUAAGGCUAUGGCCAGGGACAUUAAGAAUUACUACCAGGACACUCCCAAGCAAAUCAAGAGUAAAAUCAAGGCCUUCAAAAGUAUCCCAGAGCAGUAUGGCGAGUACCUGAAAAGUAAGGGAGUGACAGAUGUACAGGCGGAGGAAGGCGUGACCACACCCACGCGCAGGACAAUAGACAUGGGCGUUGUUCGAAGACACGACACCAGGAAACGCCGAGCCAAUCGUAGGAAUGGUCAUUAUACAACGCCCCCGGGACGGGUCCCCACCCCUGUCAAGAACAGUGGAAACAAAUCUGAAGAUAUCCCAUGGCAUAGAGUGAAGAGAAAGCUACAUUUUGGACGAGUACCCCCCAGACCGAGGUCGAACUCAAGCUCGCUGCCUGCCCGGCCUUCGAGAAUUCAAAAGAGGGAAGCUCCUCCAAGAAAGUCUAUCGGUGGAGGUGUGGCUCAUAAACUGGGGUUGUCACGGGAACUGCACCACCUUCUCAACAUGACGUCAGCUUAUGUUGUACCUGUACGACUUCGAUCAACCUUUAAAACUUGGGGCAAUUGUCAUGUAGAGAAAACAAAGCAGUAUGGAUGUAAACUACAUUCAUCACACGAACUCACAAAUCUAAAAAUCACUGAUAAGGAUUCAACACAUACACAAAUCUCCAGAAGUCUGCGAAUCUCAAGGAGAAAUCAGAAGAAUGCUUACAGAAUUCAUCCUUCCCGGGAACAAACUAGUCUAGUGAAACCACCUGGCCGGAGCCGACCGAAAACUCGCUAGUCUCACUGGGAGUGAGUGGAUGGUGUAGGAUGGAACUGGUGCUGAACGUGUUUUAAAGCUAUACAUGUACCAGACUUUAAGAAAAAAAUAUAGAUCGUGUUUGUUUUUAAAAUGAGAUUUUUGUGUCUUUGUUUCAAGGUACGUUUAACGCUGAUUUCUUUUCCAAAUCUUAAGAAUUUCAUGAAAUGUAUUUAGAUUAUAUUCUGAUAUGAACAUGUACAUGUAUAUUAAAAUCCCCUUCCGGUUCAUAUACAUCGGCUGGCGCUUGCAUCAUCAACAUGUAAUUAGAUUCAAUUUUGCAGGUUUAUGGAUUACGAAUUUCCUUUUUGUUUUCUCAAAACCCUCCCCAAAAUGCAAAUGUUGCGGACUUAUUAACUUUUUCUAAUAUCCAGGUUAGUUUUUAGAAGAAACCAAAAUGCAAAGUGCUACCUAAAACUAAAACGGUUUUUGCACAAAGAGUGCGUUUGAUAAGUUCAAACUUUAAACAAUAAGUGUUUUCUAUUUGACCCCUUUGUUACAUUAUAUACAACGUCUGUAUACAGAUAUGGUUUGUUAUAUUGUUAAGAUAUAUUUACAAGGUAUAUUUGUUGUUUAAUUAGUGAUUACAAUGUAGAAAUGUUUGCCAUUAUUUUCUUUUUUUUCUUAAUCUGAGGUUUUAGUCUGUAUAUAUUAUGAAGUCACAAAGAAAAGCUGCCAUUUAUGUUAGUUGGGAAAUCUUGCAUGACCAUUGAUGUUACACUGAUAUUCAUCAGUUGAUU